UAAAUGUUAUUCAUAUAUUUUUAUUGUUAAUAAUUAAUGACUUAAUCGAAUUAUAAAUUAAACAGUGAGUCGAAAAAUUAGGGUGUAAAUUUCGAUUGAGCAUAAAGACCUCCAGGUUAAUUUUCAUUACACAUUGCAUUUCCGUGCUAGAUAAAAUAUACGUGUUUAACAUAUUGAUAAUAUACAUUUAAAAAAAAAGUUGAGGAUAAUUUUUUUUUUUUAAUUAUUGUAUUUGCUAUUUGUCAUGACGUUUAAAAGUGAAAUCGAGGCUGAUUAAAAAAUAACAAGCAAAAGAAAUUUAAAAAAAAAUUUUAAUAAAUAAGGGGCUUGAUGAAAAAAGAGGAGGAAAUAAUCAACAAGUAAGAAGGUCAUUUUAAAAAAAAUCAUUGAACAGUAUAGUCUUGUUGUUUUCUUGUGUUACAUCUUGAAAAAUUGCAAAAUAAAAAUUCGAAAAAAAUUAUACUAAAAAUUCAAUUUACAAAUAAAUAUGAUAAAUUUUUUCUAAUUUUGCAUAAACAAAAUCUAUUUUAUCAAUUAAAAGUUUAAUUUAACUAUUUCAUAUUCAUUAGCAAGUUUUAAUUAUACAUAAAAUUUAUAAAUAAAGUUUUAAAAAAAUUAAAAUUUGCUUUAAUUUAAAUUUAAAAUUUCCCGGUAUUUUUAAUUCUAGAAAAAAAAUUAGAUAACAAUUAAGUAAUACCUGAAUAAUGAAAGGUAAACGUCACAUGACUUCUGUUGAAUAUGAUAACGAUAAUAAUGAUCAUCAUCAAGAUGUACAUGAUCGGUCAUUGACACCACAUCAACGCCAUAUUAUCAAACAAACAAAACUAACCUCAAAUUUAUUUGGGUGUGUCUGUUGUUGUUGUGUUUUUUUAACAUUUAUUUGUUUUAUAACAAUAAGUUUACUUGUUGUUUUUCAUUCAAGGGGAGCAACAGCCACUUCUCUAAAAGAAUUUAAUUCAGAAGGAUUUAAUAAAAUGUCAAAUAAAGGAGCUCCAGAAACGACAUUUCGUUUGUCAAAAGAAGUUAUACCUCUUCAUUAUGAUCUUUAUCUUUAUCCAAAUCUUGAUACUGGAAAAUUUCAAGGAAAUGUAACAAUACUUGUUGAAAUAUUAGAACAACGUAAUUACAUUGCAUUACAUCAAAAAGAUUUAAAAGUAACAUCAGCAAUAUUAAAAACUCGUGAUAUUGAAGAUAGCUAUGAUAUAAAUGUCAAAGAAAUAUUAAUGAUUGAUAAAUAUGAAGAACUUGUUAUAUCAUUUAAUAAUGAUAUUAAAAUUGGUAUAUAUUUAUUAACACUUGAAUUUAAUGGUACAAUGGAACCAGAUAAAAUAGUUGGUUUUUAUUCAAGUAAAUAUAAAGAUGAAAAUAAUAAAAUACGUAAAAUAGCAACAUCAAAAUUUGAGCCAACAUAUGCUAGACGUGGUUUUCCAUGUUUUGAUGAACCAUCAUUUAAAGCUGAAUUUACAAUUAAACUUGUACAUCCAAGUGGUGAUUGUUAUUCUGCAUUAUCAAGUAUGAAUAUUGAAAGUACACUUGUUGAUAAACCACAUAAAGGUUUAACAACAGUUACAUUUGCUAGAAGUGUACCAAUGUCAACAUAUUUAAUAUGUUUUAUUGUUAGUGAUUUUGUUUCUGUUACUGGUAAAGCUAAAAAACUUGAUGAUAUUAAUACAUUUCCUUUAAGUGUUUAUACAACAAGACAACAUCGUGAUAAAGCAUUAUUUUCACUUGAUGUUGGAAUUAAAAUAAUUCAAUGGUAUACAAAUAUAUUUAAAAUUGAUUAUCCAUUACCAAAACUUGAUAUGGCUGCAAUACCAGAUUUUGUAUCUGGUGCUAUGGAAAAUUGGGGUUUAAUAACAUACAGAGAAGCUAGAUUAUUAUAUGAUGAAAAUACAAGUUCAACUGCUGAUAAAGAAAGUGUUGUACAAGUUAUUGCACAUGAAUUUGCACAUAUGUGGUUUGGUAAUUUAGUUACAAUGAAAUGGUGGAAUGAUUUAUGGUUAAAUGAAGGUUUUGCUAGUUAUAUGCAAUAUAAAAGUGCAAAUGCAAUAAUGCCUGAUUGGGGUGUUAUGGAUAGAUUUUUACCAGAAACAUUACAUGGUGUAUUAAUAACUGAUUCAAAAAUAAGCUCACAUCCAAUUGUACAAAGUGUCAAUAAUCCAGAUGAAAUAACAGCAAUAUUUGAUUCAAUAACAUACAGUAAAGGUGCAUCUGUAUUACGUAUGUUAAAUAAUUUUAUUGGUAAUGAAAUAUUUAAUAAUGGUAUUACAAAAUAUCUCAAUAAAUAUGCAUAUAAAAAUGCUGAAACAUCUGAUUUAUUUAGUAUAUUACAAAAUGAACCAAAUGUACGUGUAAAUAUAACAUCAAUUAUGGAUACAUGGACAAGACAAAUGGGUUAUCCAGUUGUUAAUAUUAAAAAAAUUAAUUCAACACAUUAUACAUUAAAACAAAAAAGAUUUUUAGCUGAUUCAGAAGCUAAAUAUGAUGCAAAUGAAUCUGAUUAUGGUUAUAAAUGGACAAUACCAAUAACAUAUAUUACUGAUAAAAUUUCUGAUCCAACAUUAAUAUGGUUUGAUAAAGAUUCUGAUAAAAUUGAUGUUAUAUUAAAUGAACCAGCUGAAUGGAUUAAAUUUAAUUGUGAUCAAAUUGGUUAUUAUAGAGUUAAUUAUGAUGAUAAAGAAUGGGAAAAAUUAUUUGAUGUAUUACAAUGGCAUCAUAAAAGAUUAUCAAUAUCAGAUAGAACAAAUAUUAUUGAAGAUGCAUUUAGUCUUGCUCAAGCAUCAGAAUUAGAUUAUACAAUUGCUAUGAAAAUGACAUCAUAUCUUGGUAAAGAACAUAGUUCAGUACCAUGGAGAGUUGCUGCUGCUAAAUUAUUAACAAUUGAUGAUUUAUUAUUAUCAACAAAUGUAUCAAUAAAAUAUCGUCAAUAUAUACGUAAACUUGUUGAAAUUCCAUAUCAUGAUGUUACAUGGCAAAUUGAUAAUUAUGAGGAUCAUGAUACAUUAAGAUUAAGAUCAACAAUAUUAAAUUUAGCAUGUGCUGUUGGACAUACUGAGUGUCUUGAUGAAGCUGGUGCAAUGUUUAAAGCAUGGAUUGAAGAUCCAAGAGAUACUAGACCACAUCCAGAUAUAAGAAGUUUUAUUUAUAAAUAUGGUAUGAGUCAUGUUGGUAAAGAAACUGAAUGGAAUGCAUUAUUAGAAAAAUUUAUUAAUGAAAAUAGUGCUACUGAAAAACUUAAAUUAUCUGAUGGUCUUGCUGGUGUACAAUCAACAUUUUUACUAAACAAAUUUAUUGGUAUUGCUGUUGAUGAAAAAUAUGUCAGAUCACAAGAUACAUUUGGCUGUCUUUUAAAAAUAGCUAGAAAUCCAAUUGGUACACCAUUAGUAUGGGAUUGGGUACGUGAAAAUUGGGAAUUUCUUGUUAAAAGAUAUACUCUUAAUGAUCGUUACUUGGGACAAUUAGUACCAGGUAUAACAUCAAAAUUUGCUACUGAAUUAAAACUCAAUGAAGUCAAAGAAUUUUUCAAUAAAUAUCCAGAAGCUGGUGCUGGUAAAUCAUAUCGCAUAAUGGCACUUGAAACAAUAUCAAAUAAUAUCAAGUGGGUCAAAAAAAAUAGUGAUAAACUUGAAAAAUGGCUUGAUGCCAAUUUAAAUUAAAUUUUUCUUUUUUUUCUUUAAAUCGUAAUGUCAUGUAAUCAAUUAAAUAAUAAUAAAAAAACAAAAAAAAAUACAUCAUAAAAUAAAUUCUCAAAUAAAUAAAAUAAAGUCUGAUAAAAGUUUUUAAAAAAUUUCUAUUAAAAUAGAGUAAAUAGUAAAAUAUAUAUUAAAAGUAAAAAAUUUCGAAAAAUUUUAAUAAAUUAUAAUAAAUUCUAAAUAGACCAGCAAUAAAAAGCAUUUAAAUUUUUUAUUUUCAAUAAUAAAACAAUUGAUUAUGAAAAAUAAAAAAAAAUAAAAAAUUUAUCAUUGUUAUAAAUUGUCAUGAAUUAUUAAAUAAACAAUAAAUAAAAUUUACAUAAAAAAUAAAAUUUUAAAUUACUAUUAAAUAAGCCUUGCAUAUGAAUGAUUUUGUAUAUUUUUUUUAAUGAUAAUAUUAAUAAUAAUACGUUCAAUAAUAAAUAAAAAAAAAUGUUUAAGUUUAUAAAGUGCAAUGUUUAAAGUAUAUUGAAAAAUUGCAUAGGUGUUUUAUAAUAAACAUCAAGGACAUUUAACUACUAUCAACUGGCAUAGAAAAUAAAUAAUUAAAAUUGUGACA
Messenger RNA from Aphidius gifuensis, 4251 nucleotides. RefSeq names its product glutamyl aminopeptidase-like. The record is from RefSeq and is a predicted model, not a curated record. The transcript is spliced from 3 exons. Gene Ontology annotation, cellular component: cytoplasm. Gene Ontology annotation, molecular function: peptide binding; metalloaminopeptidase activity; zinc ion binding. Gene Ontology annotation, biological process: proteolysis; peptide catabolic process. Bases 705 to 3656 code for a protein of 983 amino acids. Lineage: Eukaryota; Metazoa; Arthropoda; Insecta; Hymenoptera; Braconidae.